AUGCAUUUCCUGCCUCCAUUGCCCCUGGUAACUCCAAAGCUUGCAUCCAUAGCCCGACAGAAGCUGCCAUGCACCAAAACAUACACAAGGGCUCAAUUGAUUAAAAGAAAAGAUGAAAUAGAUCACUAUAUAGAGGUGAAUUUAAAAGGAUUGUCUAAAGAAGAGGUUGCUGCUUACAGGAACUCGUACAAAAAGAACAUCUGUGUGGAAAUGCUGCAAGAGGGUUAUCACAAGUCCUUUACUGAGCUCUUUGCUCUGAUGGAGAAGUGGGAUGUCCUGAGGGAAGCUGCAAGAGUCCGAUCCAUCUGCUGGUUGCAGAAACCUCUGGAAGAGCAGCCUGAUAAACUGGAUUACUUGUACCACUACCUGACCAGAGCCGAGUCUGCUGAAAGGAAUGAAUACUUUGAAGAUGUAUAUGAGAGCCUGUAUGCUCUAGCCUGUUACUUCAAUACUCCCGAAGACAAGUGGGUAAGGAAUCACUUUUACGAAAGAUGUUUUAAGAUUGCUCAACUGGUCAAAAUUGACGGUGGGAAGAAAGAAGCCAAAGCACACGCCAACAUGGGCCAGCUCUAUGAGGAAGAGGGUCAACUUCAAGAAGCUGCUGAGCAUUAUGAAGCAUUCCAUCAUCUGACGCAGGGGCGGAUCUGGACAGACGAGGCAGGCCGCCUUCUCAACUUGUUGGCCUGUGAGAGUCUCCUGAGGAUUUACAGAUUACUCUCAGACAAAAUGCUGGAAAAUAAAGAAUACAAAAAGGCCAUCAGAAUUCUAAUAAAAGCUUCUGAAAUAGCCAAAGACGGAAAUGACAAAAAGAUGGAGGGUGAAGCUUCCUAUUACUUAGGUUUGGCAUACUUGGCUUCCGGAGAGUAUCAAACAGCGUUAAAUGUCCUUAGCACUUAUGCCAAAAUCUCCACAGACCUGGAUGAUGAUCUCAGCUUGGGGACAGCAUAUGAAGCAAUAGCCAAGGUCCUGCAGAGCCAAGGAAAUAUGACAGAAGCAAUUAAAUUCUUGCAAAAAGUUCUGAAUAUUGCAAGAAACAAUCUUCAAAAUCUAGAUGUUGUGCGAGCAAGUACAAUGCUUGGAGACAUUUACAAUGAAAAGGGACUUUAUACCAGAGCUUCACAAUACUUCCAGCAAGCGUUUGACACAACGGAAGAGCUGAUGAACAUGUCUCUGAUGGAUGAAACAAAAGUUCAUUAUGGAAUAGCCAAAGCUCACCAGAUGAUGCUGACAAUUAACAAUUACAUAGAAGCUGCAGAUGUCAAAAGCCUGAACUCUCUACUGACAUGGAAGGAGAGCAGGAGCUGUAUCGCCUUUGACCCAAUGACUGGUAAGGCAGUGUUUUUGUUUUUAAUAUAA
Elephantulus edwardii (Cape elephant shrew) is the source of this 1356-nucleotide messenger RNA. RefSeq names its product tetratricopeptide repeat domain 29 (gene TTC29). Gene Ontology annotation, molecular function: protein binding. NCBI's taxonomy places the organism in Eukaryota, Metazoa, Chordata, Mammalia, Macroscelidea, Macroscelididae. The transcript is spliced from 9 exons. The coding region runs from base 1 to 1356 and encodes 451 amino acids. The record is from RefSeq and is a predicted model, not a curated record.